AUGAGGCCCAGGGUGGAGUGCUACUCUCCAAGGUUUUGGCUGGUGCUGGCAGUCCUCGCAACAACAGGGAGCGGGGCCCAUGCCCAGAAAAGCCACCCGAGCAUUGGCAUCGCGGUCAUCCUGGUGGGGACCUCGGACGAAGUGGCCAUCAAAGAUGCCCACGAGAAAGAUGACUUCCACCACCUCUCAGUGGUGCCUCGGGUGGAGCUGGUGGCCAUGAACGAGACAGAUCCCAAGAGCAUCAUCACCCGCAUCUGUGACCUCAUGUCUGACCGGAAGAUCCAAGGGGUGGUAUUCGCUGAUGACACAGACCAGGAAGCCAUUGCCCAGAUCCUGGACUUCAUCUCUGCCCAGACCCUCACUCCCAUCCUGGGCAUCCAUGGAGGCUCCUCUAUGAUCAUGGCAGAUAAGGAUGAGUCAUCCAUGUUCUUCCAGUUUGGCCCAUCAAUAGAACAGCAAGCUUCUGUCAUGCUCAACAUCAUGGAAGAAUACGACUGGUACAUCUUCUCCAUUGUCACUACUUACUUCCCUGGUUACCAGGACUUUGUGAACAAGAUCCGCAGUACCAUUGAGCACAGCUUUGUGGGUUGGGAACUGGAGGAGGUCCUUCUGUUGGACAUGUCCCUGGACGAUGGGGAUUCAAAGAUCCAGAACCAGCUCAAGAAGCUCCAAAGCCCUGUUAUCCUCCUCUACUGCACAAAGGAAGAGGCCACCUACAUUUUUGAGGUGGCCAACUCAGUGGGUCUGACAGGCUAUGGUUACACGUGGAUCGUGCCCAGCCUGGUGGCAGGGGAUACAGACACAGUGCCAUCUGAGUUCCCCACCGGGCUCAUCUCUGUCUCAUAUGAUGAAUGGGACUACGGUCUUCCUGCCAGAGUAAGGGAUGGAAUAGCCAUAAUCACCACGGCUGCUUCUGAUAUGCUGUCUGAACACAGCUUCAUCCCUGAGCCCAAGAGCAGCUGUUACAACACCCAGGAGAAAAGGAUUUACCAGUCCAACAUGCUCAACAGGUACCUGAUCAAUGUCACCUUUGAAGGCAGGAAUUUGUCGUUCAGUGAGGACGGAUACCAGAUGCAUCCCAAGCUGGUCAUCAUCCUUUUGACCAAGGAGAGGAAGUGGGAGAGGGUGGGCAAAUGGAAAGAGAAAAAGCUGCAGAUGAAGUAUUAUGUGUGGCCACGCUUUGAGCUGUAUCCUGACUCUGAGGAACGUGAGGACGAUCACCUGAGUAUCGUGACCUUGGAAGAGGCACCAUUUGUCAUUGUGGAGAACGUGGACCCCCUAAGUGGCACCUGCAUGAGGAACACGGUCCCUUGCCAAAAACGCAUCGUGACUGAGAACAAAACUGAUGAGGAGCCAGAUUACAUGAAGAAAUGUUGCAAGGGGUUCUGCAUAGACAUCCUCAAGAAAAUCUCAAAGUCUGUCAAGUUCACCUAUGACCUCUACUUGGUGACUAAUGGCAAGCAUGGAAAAAAGAUCAAUGGGACAUGGAAUGGAAUGAUUGGAGAGGUUGUCACCAAACGGGCCUAUAUGGCUGUGGGAUCCCUCACCAUUAAUGAGGAACGUUCAGAAGUGGUGGAUUUCUCUGUGCCCUUCAUUGAGACGGGAAUCAGUGUCAUGGUGUCACGUAGCAAUGGAACUGUCUCACCUUCUGCCUUCUUAGAACCUUUCAGUGCUGACGUAUGGGUGAUGAUGUUUGUGAUGCUGCUUAUCAUCUCUGCGGUGGCUGUCUUUGUCUUUGAGUACUUCAGCCCUGUGGGCUAUAAUCGGUGCCUUGCUGAUGGCAGAGAACCAGGAGGUCCCUCUUUCACCAUUGGCAAAGCUAUCUGGCUGCUGUGGGGGCUGGUGUUCAACAACUCUGUGCCAGUACAGAAUCCCAAGGGUACCACUAGCAAGAUCAUGGUGUCGGUGUGGGCCUUCUUCGCUGUCAUCUUUCUGGCCAGCUACACUGCCAACCUGGCUGCCUUCAUGAUCCAAGAGGAAUACGUGGACCAGGUGUCUGGCUUGAGCGACAAAAAGUUCCAGAAACCAAAUGACUUCUCACCCCCUUUCCGCUUCGGGACAGUUCCCAACGGCAGCACGGAAAGGAACAUCCGCAACAACUACCCUGAAAUGCACAGCUACAUGGUGAAGUUCAAUCAGAGGGGGGUGGACGAUGCGCUGUUCUCCCUGAAGACUGGGAAGUUGGAUGCUUUCAUUUAUGAUGCAGCAGUGCUAAACUACAUGGCUGGCAGAGAUGAAGGCUGCAAGCUGGUGACAAUUGGGAGUGGGAAAGUGUUUGCCUCCACUGGCUAUGGCAUUGCCAUCCAAAAGGACUCAGGCUGGAAGCGCCAGGUUGAUCUUGCGAUUCUACAGCUUUUUGGAGACGGGGAGAUGGAGGAGCUGGAAGCUCUCUGGCUCACUGGCAUUUGUCACAAUGAGAAGAAUGAGGUUAUGAGCAGCCAGCUGGAUAUAGAUAACAUGGCAGGUGUCUUCUACAUGUUGGGAGCAGCCAUGGCUCUCAGUCUCAUCACCUUCAUCUGUGAGCAUCUCUUCUACUGGCAAUUCCGCCACUGCUUCAUGGGUGUCUGCUCUGGCAAGCCUGGUGUGGUCUUCUCCAUCAGCAGGGGUAUCUACAGCUGCAUCCAUGGUGUGGCCAUUGAAGAACGCCAGUCAGCAAUGAACUCCCCCACAGCAACUAUGAACAACACCCAUUCCAACAUCCUCCGCCUGCUUCGGACAGCCAAGAACAUGGCCAACCUGUCAGGGGUCAAUGGCUCACCACAGAGUGCCCUGGACUUUAUCCGCCGCGAGUCAUCCGUCUAUGACAUCUCUGAGCACCGCCGCAGCUUCACCCACUCAGACUGCAAAUCCUACAACAACCCCCCGUGCGAGGAGAACCUCUUUAGUGACUAUAUUAGCGAGGUGGAAAGGACCUUUGGCAAUCUCCAGCUGAAGGACAGCAAUGUGUAUCAGGACCACUACCACCACCACCACCGCCCCCAUAGCAUUGGCAGCACCAGCUCCAUUGACGGGCUCUAUGACUGUGACAACCCGCCCUUCAACGCCCAGUCGCGCUCCAUCGGGAAGAAGCCCUUGGACCUGGGGUUGCCCCCUGCCAAGCACAGCCAGCUGGGUGACCUUUAUGGCAAGUUCUCCUUCAAGGGUGACCGUUACGGGGGCAGUGGGACCCAUGACGACCUGAUCCGCUCAGAUGUCUCUGACAUUUCCACUCACACGGUCACUUAUGGCAACAUUGAGGGCAAUGCAGCCAAGAGGCGGAAGCAGCAGUACAAGGACAGCCUGAAGAAGCGCCCAGCCUCUGCCAAGUCCCGGAGGGAAUUUGAUGAGAUAGAACUGGCCUACCGCCGGCGACCGCCCCGCUCACCUGACCACAAGCGCUACUUCAGGGACAAGGAAGGGCUACGGGACUUCUACCUUGACCAGUUUCGGACCAAGGAGAACUCACCUCACUGGGAACACGUGGACCUGACGGAUAUCUACAAAGAACGGGGAGAUGAGUUUAAGCGUGACACGGGAGGAGGAGGAGGGGGUGGAUCCUGCACUAACAGGGCCCAUCACAAGCAUGGCUCAGGCGAGUUUGGUGGAGGCAAUGAGCACAAGCAUAGCGUUGUGAGUGGGGUCCCAGCGCCAUGGGAGAAGAACCUGACCAAUCUAGACUGGGAAGACCGGACCGGGGCUAAUUUCUGCCGCAGUUGCCCUUCUAAGCUGCACAACUACACGCCAUCAACGGUGGGGCAGAACUCCACCCGCCAGGCCUGCAUCCGCUGUGAGGCUUGCAAGAAAGCGGGCAACCUGUAUGACAUCAGUGAGGACAACUCACUUCAGGAGCUGGACCAGCCACCUGCCCCUGUGCCCGUGGCCACCAGUGCCACCUCCUCCUCCAAAUAUCCUCAGAGCCCUUCCAAUUCUGCCUCUAAGGUGCAGAAGAAGAACCGCAACAAACUCCGCCGGCAGCACUCCUACGACACCUUUGUGGACCUGCAGAAGGAUGACUCGGCCCUGGCCCCCCGCAGCGUCAGCCUCAAGGACAAGGGCCGCUUUUUGGAGGGGAGCCCCUACGCCCACAUGUUUGAGAUGCCAGCCAGUGAGACCACCUUUGCCAACAACAAGUCCUCAGUGCCCGCCACCAGCUACCACCACCACAACAACCCCGGCAGCAGUGGGGGCUACAUGCUCAGCAAGUCGCUCUACCCCGACCGGGUCACCCAAAACCCUUUCAUCCCCACUUUUGGGGAUGACCAAUGCUUGCUCCACGGCAGCAAAUCUUAUUUCUUCAGGCAGCCUGUGGUGGCAGGAGGGCCCAAAGCCAGGCCAGACUUCCGAGCCAUUGUCACCACCAACAAGCCGGUGGUCUCAGCCCUUCAUGGGGCUGUGCCAGCCCGUUUCCAGAAGGACAUCUGUAUAGGGAACCAGUCCAACCCCUGUGUGCCUAACAACAAAAACCCCAGGGCUUUCAAUGGCUCCAGCAACGGGCAUGUUUAUGAGAAACUCUCCAGUAUUGAGUCUGACGUUUGAGUGAGAGGGGAAGAGUGUGGGGAGGGACUGGGGAUGUAUGUGGAGCAUGGGAGGGCGGGGUGGGAUCAAUCCCAUCAGCUACUCUCCUGAGUCGUCCUUAGUUUGUGGGAUACUGGAGUUGUGAGUAGUGCAGCACUGGUGACAAGUGCCACCUCUUUGGUUUCCCCUCUUCCUCCUCCUUUCCCAAGCCUCCCGUUUUAUCUCUUUUUCCAUGUUCUCGCUCCUCCCAUUCUCCUCCAUUCCUGGCCAUUGCACUUUACAGUGAUGUCGGAGUUGGAUGUCCUUGCUCAUGGUUUCAGGAAGCAGAGAAAAAGGCAGGGAAGGGGUGGGCUGAAGAAGAGCAGCACUGACUUUAGUGUUCACUUCUGCUGGCUCCCAGCAGGGAAAGGCAUAUGCACACACGUCUAUGUGCGUGUGUGACAGGAGGAGGCAGCAGCAGCAGUGUAAUGGACAUGCAGGAAAACAUGUUUGCUCAGGCAACUGUUCCUAAAACUGCCUAGAAGAGAGUAGUGUUUGACGUGGAGAAAGUGAAGGGAGAAUAACAACACUAACUUGAUGAUGCACUUACAUGUUAGCUAUAUUGAGGUUCUUGUUACAUUAUUUUGUGAAGACUAUGGGGGUUUAGGGCUGAAAUAUAUAUAUAUAUAUAUAUUUGCGUAUAUGCUGAGAAAUUUUACGCUAAAAUUUUGAAUUGUCUGCUGGGGGGUGUGGAGGGAGGGAAGAUUUGUCUGCAGGUCAGGCUAGUGGUUUCACUAUGGCUAUUACAGCCAUUGAAUCUGUGGCGGACCAGUGGAAGAGAGAGAAAAGAAGUGAAAUAUGAGUUUGAGCCUCCCUGACUCCAGGUUUGGUUUUCCAAACUUAGACAAAAGAUGCUGGUUUGCACAGAAAUAAGAAGGAUUUGAGGAACGAGGAACAGGGUUGGUUUGUUAGCUGUGAGCUGCUCACUAGUUCUGGCAUUCUUCAAGGGUGGGAGCAGUAUAUUGUAUGGGUUUGCCUAUCUGCAAGUAUAUAUGAUAACUUUAUACUUGAAAUGUCUGUGAAGAAAGCAAAAUAAACCCAGUAUCCUGUGAGGUGUCUGGAGAACAAACACAGUAGAACAGACUUGAAGAGUAGGAAAAGGUUGGGAGUUUUUUCACUGUCACUUCAGGGGACACCAAACCCAUUUUGGCAUGUCCUUUCAGCAAGGCUGGGAGAGAAAGAAGGAGCUUAAUCCUUCUGCUCUUUCUACACUCAGCCAGCAGGUUGGAAUGCAAAGAAUAGGGUGCCCUCUUCCAAUGGUGGAAAGGAAAAAAGAAAUGCCUAGAAGGGUGCGUGUGGUGGUGGUGGUGCUGGUGGACUGUUUCCAUGCCUCCUUGCACAUGUGAAAAUGGGAGGAGGGUGUAUGCACCCGUGGGAAAUACAUGUGUAUAUUUACUAUUGAAUGUACAGAGGAAGUACACAGCUUGUCUUCCUGGGAAGGGAUGUGCUUGAAUAAAUGCCAGAGAGCACAGAAACUUGUGCUGGAGACUGAAGAUGUACAAAGCUGAGAUGUGCGUGUAUGUGUGUGUGUGCCUCUGUGUGAAAGAGAGAGAUACUAGCACAGGUGUAAAGCUGGAAUAGCCUAGGGUUUCCCAUCCCUGCAGUUGUAGUGACAGCUUUCCUGGUGCACUUAGUAUCAAUAAGAGUGUUUUUUCUUUUCAUUGUAUCAUUUUAGAUGCAAGUGAAACUAAAGGAAAAGGAGCAAUGGUAGGAGUGAGAAGCUGAACACACCUUUCAUAUGUCAUCUAUCUCCUGAGGUGGGGGUGUGGACCGACCUCUCCCAUCCUGAGAGAUAUGGCAAAGUCUCUAUGGCUUAUCCUGGGUCUGUCCCAGUGUCUCAAUCACCAUGGCUCACCAGGUGAAGGGUUGAGAGAGUCCUGUGCUGAGAGCAUGGGGACACCGCUGAGGAUUUACUCUGAAGGGAGAUGGCAGCCCUGUCUUUAUGAGCCACAUUUCUUGAGCUGAAAGCCACCUCUCUCACAUUCCUCACCACACCAUGGUUGAUUUUAUCUUAUCGUUCUCUUUAUAAGCCAACAGAAGGCCUUUUAUUUAUUUACCUAUUUAUUUAAUUUAUUUUUUAAGCUGAGGCAGGGGGGAGGGUGGGAUUUACCUGUUAAGUCAAAGUGUGUAAGGAAAGGGUGGGCAGGGUUGGUGAGGGGAAUAUUUUCUUAUAUUUCACAGAGGAAAUUAAGGAGGAAAGAGGGGAAGAGUCUUUGUGAUGCCACCCCCUAGUCUUUGGGGUAAGGGAACUUCUUACUCUUUCCCUCUUCUCUCAUUACAAGGACAAAAAGGAAAAGAAAAGAGAAAAAACAGAAACCAAACAAAUUAACAGAGCGAUCUGCAAUCCAGAACACAUGGCAGCUUGUCAGAUUCCUCUGAUAGCGGCCACCAAGAAGGCGUUCCUUUCUUUUGUAAAUAUUUCUUUUUUAUUGCGUUUUUGUAUAAAUUGGUGUUUCUCUUCUCGUGAAUAUUCAGGUCGUGGGGUGGGAGGGAGGGGAAGUUUGUUUCCGUUCUGUUUGUUUUCUAUGACUUUUCAGGCUGCAUUUUUGGAAGCGGUUUACGCAGGUCGAGGCCGUAUGAAUGAGGAAAAAAAAAAGAGAGAGAGAGAGAGAAAGAGAGAGAGAAACCCAUGUGUGUUGUGUUCCCCCAAGGCCCCCUGUAUUGCCCUGUCACCUUUAUCUUCAUGAAUGGAAGACGCCGGAACGUCACUUCAAGCCUUGCCAGCAGGGUUUCAUGUUUUGAUGGGAACACCCCCAAUUCCUUUUUGCAUAUAAACUCUCUGUACCAGCAUCUCUCUGUGGAAUUUGGGCCUCAAGGCACUACACUGUCUUGAUAGUGGUGGGGUGAACCAUCAAGUUGGCCACUCAGGUUGGACCAUCAUUUUGACAUUAAGAGACUUCUCCAAUGCUACUUUGGUUUAGAAAUCUUGGACCUGGGAAAGCUCGUGAUAAUUUCUGGUAUUUCCUAAGGGCUUGGGGUUGGGAAGCUUGACAGCUGACGAGGGCAGCUAAUCUCUUUGGUGGUUAUCUCGGUACUUAUCCGUCCCUCCCCACCUGGAACGAGGAAACCUGGAGGGUGGCUCUGCAGGGAAAUUAAGCUGAAAACAAACCAAAAAGAAGUUAAUGGAACUUUUUUCAAAUCUCUUCUUAAAGGUUCUGAUUUUUGUGUUCCGGGUUGAAAGUUGGUUCGUAUUUUCUCCGAACUGGUCUGUCCCUUGUUCCACUGAUCGGCAAAUGAUAGUUUGCCAAAAUCAUUAUCUAGUAUUCUUACUGUUGUAGCACUGUUAACACUCUGAGUGCUCUGCAAAUAUUAACUGUGCCACAAACCACUCAAAUGAAUGCUCUAGGGCAACCAGAAAAGAAGAACUGGAAAUUCUGGACUGAACCACUGGUCUAACCACAGGAGUCUGGUAUUUUGCCUUCUCCCUUAAUAUAUUAGGCCACGUGUCCAUCAGGUUAAUCCUUUCUCCUAUAAGUGAUCUUUUCUGGUUGCUUUGUUUAUUUUAGUUCUGACAGGUCAACAAGUUUUUGGGACAGAGAUGAAGGGGAAGGGGUGGGAGGGGGGAGGGUAUAAUUCAUAAUCAAGAAAAUAAAUCAAUGAUGUUAUUAAACUCUGAUUAUAUAUUUAGAAUUUUAGAUUUGGUGUAUUUUCAUUGUAAGUAUUCAAGUGAAUCAAACAGGUAAUAUUAGCAGCAGGUGUUGUCUAUACUAGAAAACCACCCAUGUGCUGUUUAUUACCUGUCCAGAAAAGAAUGGGAUUUCAUACCAGAGCCUGACAAAAAUCCACAUCCCCUGCCUUACCAUUUCUCUCUCUCUGCUGUAGAAACACCAGUAUUUUCUGGGGCAGUGGCUGGGAACAUUUCCUCUCUCUGAAGUUUUCUGCACACAAGAAUACUGAGCAAAAACCAUUGUGUCCUCUACAGUUGGUGACCUCUACUGAUUAUUUGCAGACAGCCUCCCAGGAAAGAUUAGGCACCUUUGGCAAUGUUUCUGACAUUUACCUCCUCACUUCUAGCCAGAGACAUGGCUCUCUGAGAAGUAUUUUCAUGAGCCAUGUUCUUUUGAAGUGGUACUGGAGUGUAUGUACUCAGCUGAAGGAGGAUGUCUAUGACGGAGAUGAAGGAAAUAUGCAAAAAAUAUCAGAAAUGUGCCAUACACAGUAGAAAGCAACUGGCAGGUAGAACUUGCAGCCAUGGAUCUCCACAUCAUAAACCUUGUUGGAGUAUUCACACCGACUUUUUACUGUAGUGCAACACAACACAGGCUGGUGUACCAGUUCUCUGUCUCCCAUCAUGCCUCCCAGAGACGGCAGUAUCAGAGCUUGCAAUGUCAUAUCCUAAGCAGGCAAGAAAAGCUGCAGUCAGAACUUGUUGUCAGUUGAGACAAUGAAGCACAUCAUCCCCAUCUCAACAACAGCAAUGACAAAAAAAUCCCAUUCUGAAAUCCAGCAUGCAUUGUCAGAACUCUCCAAGUGAGAACCCCGGUGGGUUCAAAAUGGUCAGCAAUAUCAAAGUAUGAACUUUGCCUGCAGGGAACUGGUACUUCAAUUUCCAGCAUACUGGGGAGGAAGGUUCCUUUGUGGCGUUGCAAAGGAUUUGAUGGAGGGGUUAAAAGUUGCCAGAAUGGGCCUCUUUUUCAGCAAUGUCUGCUGAUGUUGAGCUCCUCACUCCAAGAAGACAUUAGCAUCCAUCUUGAAUAGUGCCCGUUUUUACAUUCAGAGUAGGCUGUUGCUCACAACAAAAUUGCCAGCAAAAGAGAGAGGGGGAGAUAAAGAAUGAAUAUGAUGGUGGUGACAGGUUGGAGUGAUCAGAGAUACCUCAGGGAUCUUCAUAGGCAAGUCUUUGCUUUAGAGCUUUCUAUCAAAUAUGGCAUAUCCUCCCACCUCCAUUGCUUAUCAACAGAUGGAAGCAAGCCUGGGAACACAGCCAAUGAUCAGACUUAGGCCUUUCACACAUCCUCCACUCCAGUCAAGCAACCUUUGAUGAGCCCUUCUCUUGGAGAAAGGUGGGAGGUUGCACUUCCCCACACAUUUUUGGUUGCCAAAAAGAAAGAGAAAAUGGAAGCAGACAAAGAUCAGGAGUGUUGAUGAAAGGACUUUGUGCUGACCCUCUGUGCCCUUGCGCUAUGGAAUUACACUUCACCCUCACUUUUCUAUCCAAGCUGGCAAAGGGUAGGGUCCAGUUAUGCUUCCUUUCUGUGGCAUAUGCCUGGUCACCACAGGAGUCCCUGGGAGCUGUGUGCGAGAAAGGAACCAAAUUGCUGGCAGCAAAUGGGGACAGACUCCAAGCCACGAUCCCCAUCUGCACCCACUCUUUCCCAUAAGUGCUUCCCUGCUGCUGAACACACCUGGCGUGUCCACCUGGAACACACCUACCAUGCUGCUGGAUGCUGCAGGUAGCUACACUGAGAUAGUAACUAGUGGGACCUGAUUGUUGUCCCCACAAGGGCUUAUUUUCAAUUUGCAGCCAAAUAGAUUUCCAAGCCAUAGACCCUCGCUGCAUUUACCUACAGUUCCCUGUGGCUUCCUCUCUCCUCCCCCAUCAAAAGCAAACUGGGGUGCCGAGUGUCUCACUGGCAACAUGAACACUAUUGCUUCAUCUUCAUCAUGGGCCCUCUGGACCUCCCUGGGGCUGACUGCAGACAAACCUGGGUGUCUGCCACUAGAACAGCAACAAUGAAAACCACUUCAAAAUUGGCUUUCAAUUUUUUGUCCAUUUCUUGAGAUUCCCCAAAUUCCUCUUCUAGCCAUGCCAUUUGAGUGAAUUCUGGCACCCUUCUGCCAUUGCUGACAACAAAACUGACACAGCAUAAACUUGCUUGUGUAUAGAAAAAGGCAGUGAAACCAUAUUGCAGAGAGCAGGACUCAUGUCUGCCAAUGUCAAGGGUACAGUCCCCUGAGUGCUGAGGUGAAGAAGGAGCUCUGUGAUGUGUUAGUGGUUCAGAUCCCUUAACCUGCUGGCUUCCUGACAUUAAAGGUUCACAGCAAGCACUGGUAUGCACUCCAACAGGUCAGAAAAUAAUUCCAUGCUGUGGAACAGGGGUUCCUCUGGGCAUGUACACACAUACAAGACAUACUGGGGAAGUGAGACAUACAUGAACAAACCUGAGACAGCAGGAAGCUGUGAGGUUUGUGUGCCUGUAUGUACACACACACACACACACACAUGACACAGAGUACAUUGCAGUACACUUAAUGACUCUGUCCCACAACACAUUUUUGCCAAGUAGGAACAGCGUGACCUUUCCUAAUGUUCUGCUGGUAGUUAUUUAAUUUAUGUAUUCACUUUGUGACUUUUACAUCAUCUGCUUUCUUGACUGCAGCAUUACUGUGUAAAUACAUGUGUAUAUAUGUACAGAAACUAGCUCAAGCAAUUAUAUUCAGGUUGGGAAAAGGGUGGGUUUUAUAUCUGUACAGUAUUUCCUUAUUAAAUAAUGGCAUGGGGGGGGUUGGGAAAGUUAACUUCUAAAUUGUGGUUUUAUUGGUCUGUGGUGUUUGAAGUUGUUUCAGUGGUUGCUUUUGCUGGUUCGGAAAGUUUAUCUGGAUGUUAUAUGUGUGUGCCAAGAAAGGGUCCCCAGAGAGGGGAGGUUUGGGAUUGGUAAGGGGUGGUGGGUAGCAGAGGGUGUUAAUAAUUUCCUGUAAUAAAAGCCGUGUUGAUUGCUAGGGACUGUUUGUGUGAGGCACAAGGCUGUUUCCUUCUCUAUGUGCUUUGCUCUUUGAUUACUUCCUCUUCCCUGGUCCCCAUUGUCUUCUCCCUGGGAUGCCGGCAGGGUACAUUUGUUACUGUGGAUUACAGGGACCUCCGUAUGGGCCUUCCUCUCCUGGCCAACCCUUCCUUCUCCCUCUUUUUGUGGUCUUUCCAGUACCAGUGAAAGGGGAGGGAGCAUGGUCUCAGACCCUCUGUGCCAUUCUUGAUCACUUUAUUUCCUCUGCUCUUUGUCCUUCCUCUUAUGAAGCUUAUUCAGAACCUCAUUUUCAGGUGUUUUGAUCUCUUCAGCAGCUUACUGCUUCAUCUCCUUGGCCUCUGAUCUACUUUCCCAUCUUACACCAAAUCUUCAAUUUCAUCUCAAUGCCUCUUCCCUCAGAAUUACUUAUGCUGGCUGUUCUCCCACUCUCCUUCUCUUAUUACUUUCUUGUUGCUCUGUUGUCUUCAUCAGCCUGUGCAAUGCUGUGUAGAAGAUGAGUGAAGGGCAGGCAUCCACUUCUUCUCUCCUGGAAAAUUCUAGCCAUGACCAGAUUUUUAAAAGAUGAUAUUUCGUAGCUAUUUUUGACUUCUCUGUCAUGUUCACUGAGGUAGUGUUCUGCUCUUGCACUCAAGAAAUCAUCAGUAUGGCAAAUUUGCCCAUGCAAGGGAGCAGUAAAAUUGUAUUUUCUAAGAGAGCCCAGAGAAAGAACAUAAUUUCUGUCCUUGAUGGCUGACUGAUAAAUUUAUAGCAGGGAGUUUUUAUCCACUCCAGGUUGACCCAUAUCAGGAUCAGUACCAGUUCUUUGCUUUUACUCUAUGUGAAUAAAGCAAACCUGCUGGAGAGAAGUAUGCUAACUUUUAAAAGCACAGGACACUUCCUUUAUUGCCUAGAGGCUUCUAAGGACCUAUGUGAAGUUCUGUUGUGUUGCAGACCUGGGAGUGAAUGCCCGGUAGAAUUUGGUCCCUUUCUGUCUGACAAGUCAGUAUAAGCUGAUACUUGGCAUUAUCUGCUAGGGUUGGUGGUCUGAUGUCAUAGCAGUAAGGAGAGUGAUAGGAUGGUGAAUAAGCAUGGAGAGAGCCAAUGUGAGACUGGUAGAGGCUUUAGGCAGAUGCCAAGAACAUCUCCUUCCUUCCCGUUUUGACAGUUUGCACUGGUCCUUAAUGAACAUCCAUCAACCCACCAUCCUCAAUGUCCCUGGUGCUGGCUGCUUAUCCCUGAAGACACCAGGGUCUUCUGGCCACAGUCUGAGAAAGGGCCAGUCAAUCUCUGUGUGUUUAGUGUAGUUGUGUGGAAGUACAUGGGCAGUGCAGGGAGCAAUGCAAAGGGUCAGCAUGGCCAGAGGUUAUUCAGAGCAGCGGUCUUCUCCUUGUUGCAGCUAACUCUUGCUCAAGCUGCCAUUACAUUGCAGGCCUGUGUUUCUGAUUUCUGGGUGAGAAGAACCACCACAGCCACCUGGGAAUGGAUCUCUGCUCCCAGGUGUGAGGAGGAUAGUCAGGCUUCUGAUGUACCCUUGCUAUGAUGCUGGCAUAACUGUCCCAGCAUGGUCCACAGAGGUCUGUGUACUGGUGAAUACAUGGCUACAAAUUCUUGUAAGUCUGGGAGGAGGUAUAUGUUUGCACAUUUGAGUGACUCCUGGCAGAACUCUAAACAUAAAUGGAGUUGGAAAUGGUGGCCCAUUUAGUGGUAUUGCAAUGACACAGGUAGAUAUCUCCUUGGGCAAACAUCCCAUAGAUUAAUUUAUGGCAAAAUAGUGAGUUACCUUUCUGAACAUCACAAGGCCCUUUGCUGUGUUUCCUUUGCUUAUUCAAUGUGCCAAAAGUAUAGCAUAUGGCAACAUUUGCGAGGUGUCCAGAGAGAAUGCAUUCAUUACGUGAGACUUCUCUCUAGGUCCUUGGGCACUUGGCUGGUAAGUCCCAUGUCAACCAGAAAAAGGUGAUACCUGCCCCUGAACAGACAAAAAUCAGUCAAGGGGAUAAGAUUCAAGUUUUGUACUUUCUCCCUCUGCUUUCCUUCCAGGCUUUGAAGCCAGAUCUGUCUUCACAGGCAGCUAAACCCCUGUGAAAUUCAAGGAGCUUUCAGAAGAACUACUUAGGGGUUUAGAUGCCUGGAAUGGCUUUUUUGGAUUCUCUUCCUUGCAUAGGCCUCUUCCUGCAGUGUAUUUUGCCAGGAUUCAUCUCCCAGGAACCUACCAUGCUUGAACAUAGCUUAGAGGGGUUCCCUCUGCUUGGGAUCACCAUGUGUAUGUUGCAUGCCUGUUGCUACUUGUCUGUAUUUCUUGCACUUGUCUGUCGUGGGGAGCAGGGUUGGGUUCAUGUUGGUAUGUGUAUUUAUGCAGCCUGCACACAUUUGUAUGUGUGGUGCCACUGUGCGUGUGCUUAGGUGUUUGUACGCAUGUGUUUGAGCCAAGACAAAAGCGAUGGGAGCCGUGUGCUGCUAAAGCCAGGUGAUGGUAGGUACCUGCAGGUAAAUUGGCAACCUUCUUGUUCCUUCCUGGUACACCCUGGCAUGGCUGCUGUUUUUGGAUUCCAGGGGACCAGCUCUGAAUCAGUGAUGAGGCUGGGUUGCAGACCCCUGUAGAGGGUUUGACUACAGCAUCAGAAACCCAUUCCAUGAGUUGAUUCACUUCUGUGCUUCAUCCACUGAAGCCACAUCCAUCUGUGCCACAUUUCCAAACCAUUGUGCCACACUCAUUACCUACUUUGGCCUUAACUGGUAGGUGGAGCAGGAAAACAAUCACACACUGACUGGUAAGGUCUUUUGGGAGCGAUCUGGUCAAUCUGAUCUGUGACUGUAACAAGAGACUCCCUUGCUAUUCAUUUUGCUGCCUCCUAGGGUGAUGCAAGCACUGAAGUUCCACUUGCAAGAAAACACUAGCCUGUCCUAUCUUGCUCUUGUGUCAGAUAGAUAUACAAAAAAGCUGAGCUGAAGUGAUUUGGUCUCCCAUUCCAUUAUGUGAAAGAAUAUCACUUUUGCUACUUGGAGCUGAGUAGGGAGCUUGCAAAUUCCACACUCUGGAGGGGUUCCAUUUCUCCAGAUGGGACAGUGAAAAGGGAGAGUAGAAGGAAGUGAACUUUCUGCAGCCAUUCCCCAUCCCAUUCAUUUCCAGGAGAGAUCACAAGACUGCUAGCACCAGAGAGGAUGACCUUCUGGGGGGGCCCUCCACAAACCGGCACAGCACUUUAACUGGCCAAGCUGCUGAACAAGACACUGCUGUCCUCUGUCAGCAGCCAGAAAAGACAAUCAGGACCCAAUGAAGAGAUGCCAUGAUUAGCCAGACAAGGAAAGAGCAACAUUUAGGGGCUAGGGCACUCAUCAUUUAGCCUAUCUUAAGUCUGCUUAACCAGCCCUUUAGUGCUGGUGUCACUGGGCCUCUUUGAUGGUUUAUUUUUCUUUAUAUAUAUAUGAAAUGUAAGAAAAUGACCUGUGGUCUCCAAUGAUUCAUUCUAUCAGACCACUUUCAUCCACUUCCUCCGCUUUCUUCCAUGUCUAGCUGCUCUUUCCUCUCCAUCAAAUUGUAUCCUGUGCUCUGCCAGGUUUGUCAUUUAUGGAAGAGAAGAUAUAUGUGUGUGAAUGCUUGUACAUGUGCGUGUGUGUAUUUUAGAUAUUAUUGCUAUUAUCAACAUGCUAUACACCUAAAAACUCCUAGCAAGCUGGAGCCUUCAAGAGGUGCUGUAGGAAAUGACCUUCCCACUGGAUAGCAGUCAGUGUGGAGGUUAGCACAGAAAGCUGCUAGCUUUGGAGGCCUCUUUGCCUGUCUGGUUGCUUUUCCUAUCUUUGGAGCAGGCUGUCUCUCACCUGAGGUCAGAAACACAGCAAACUGCUCUUUUUAGCGUUGCAUUUUCAAAAUUUCUAACAUGGGGGGGGG
Messenger RNA from Passer montanus (Eurasian tree sparrow), 15081 nucleotides. RefSeq names its product glutamate ionotropic receptor NMDA type subunit 2B (gene GRIN2B). Gene Ontology annotation, molecular function: transmitter-gated monoatomic ion channel activity involved in regulation of postsynaptic membrane potential; NMDA glutamate receptor activity. Gene Ontology annotation, cellular component: postsynaptic membrane; postsynaptic density membrane; NMDA selective glutamate receptor complex. The coding region runs from base 1 to 4515 and encodes 1504 amino acids. The transcript has 12 exons. Lineage: Eukaryota; Metazoa; Chordata; Aves; Passeriformes; Passeridae. The record is from RefSeq and is a predicted model, not a curated record. Gene Ontology annotation, biological process: synaptic transmission, glutamatergic; long-term synaptic potentiation; excitatory postsynaptic potential.